UGCCGCCGCCACCACCACCACCACCGCCACCAGUUAUGGUGGUGAUGGUACCCUUCCCUGCCCAAGGCCACCUCAACCAGCUCCUCCACUUCUCACGGCUCAUAGCUGCCUAUGACAUUCCAGUGCACUAUGUUGGCUCCUCCAUCCACAACCGUCAAGCCAAGCUACGUCUCCAUGGUUGGGACCCUCUCUCCAUCUCCAACCUCCACUUCCAUGACUUCCCACUCCCACCAUUCCUCACCCCUCCACCUGAUCCUAACGCAUCCAUCAAGUUUCCAGCCCACCUCCAACCCGCAUUCGACGCCUCAUUGCAGCUACGCAAACCCAUAUCCUCUCUUCUCCAUUCCCUCUCCCUCAUCACACAUAGACUUGUAAUCAUCUAUGACCCUCUCAUGGCCUUUGCUGCACAAGAUGUUGCUUCCCUCCCUAAUGGUGAAGCCUACGCCUUCCACAGUGUGUCAGCCUUUGCUAUUGUCUUCUACUUAUGGGAGUCCCUUGGGAGACCCAUUGAAAUCCCUAUUCAGCUCUCUGAUCUCUCACUAGAGGGUUGCUUCACAGCCGAGUUUGAAGCUUUCCUUCGUCGUCAAUAUGAUUUGAUGAGCUUCAAUAAGGGUGAUCUCUACAACACAUGCCAUGCAAUUGAGGGAAGUUUCAUGGAUUUGUUGGGCCAAGAUAAGAGGCACUGGGCUAUCGGCCCAUUAAAUCCUGUCACCCUUGGAAGCUCUUGUGGGCGGCACAAGUGCUUGGAGUGGCUCGACAUGCAGCUCACGGGCUCAGUAUUGUAUGUGUCGUUCGGAACCAUGACAUCGAUGUCGGAUGAUCAGAUUGCCGAGCUCGCCAUUGGCCUUGAACGUAGCGGGCAACGCUUCAUUUGGGUCUUAAGGGAGGCCGACAGAGGAGACAUUUUUGCUAAAGAGAACGAUAUGGAAGUUAGUAAAGCCCAAGCCCAGGCCCAGCUUCCGGAAGGUUAUGAGGAGAGGAUACAAGGAGUGGGCUUGGGAGUGAUAGUGAGAGACUGGGCUCCACAGCUUGAGAUACUGGCCCAUCCAUCAACAGGUGGGUUCUUGAGUCACUGUGGGUGGAACUCAUGCAUGGAGAGCCUAAGCAUGGGGGUGCCAAUUGCUGCUUGGCCCAUGCACUCGGACCAGCCCAGGAACACAAUGCUUGUAACCCAAGUGUUGAGGGUGGGCCUUGUGGUUCGAGAAUGGGCACAGCGGCACAAAUUGGUGGCGCACACUACAAUCGAGAGUGCCGUCAAGAGGUUGAUGGCGUCGGAGGAAGGGAUUGUCAUUCGGAAUAGAGCUAAAGAGUUAGGGGUUGCGGUUUGUCAAUCAUUGGCCAACGGUGGGACUUCCCGUGCCGAGUUGGACUCGUUCAUCUCCCAUAUCUCUAGAUAGGAAGGGGACCUAAUCCAUUAUGUCCAAAGGCCAUUGAGGCAAUCGUCAAACACUUAGCAAAAUUGUUUUAGAUUGAUAGUU
Molecule: messenger RNA, 1478 nt
Organism: Telopea speciosissima
Lineage: Eukaryota; Viridiplantae; Streptophyta; Magnoliopsida; Proteales; Proteaceae
Product: zeatin O-glucosyltransferase-like
Exons: 1
Coding region: 36-1397 (453 amino acids)
Molecular function (GO): UDP-glycosyltransferase activity
Source: RefSeq, a predicted model, not a curated record